Molecule: messenger RNA, 2466 nt
Organism: Eurytemora carolleeae
Lineage: Eukaryota; Metazoa; Arthropoda; Copepoda; Calanoida; Temoridae
Exons: 12
Coding region: 18-2153 (711 amino acids)
Source: RefSeq, a predicted model, not a curated record
UUGGUCCAGUCUAGAUAAUGGACUACACAUUGUAUAUUUCUAGGUCCAGAUCUAGAUCCAGGUCCAUGAAUACUAGUGGAGCUUGGUCCAGUCUAGAUAAUGGACUAGCUCUCUCAUCUCCGGAUACUCUCUCUUUAACCCUCAGUGAUAUGGAUUCUGAAGCAAGAAUGAGUAGUCCUGACCAUCUAGUCAAUAGAAAGACUAUUCUGGACAGGAUUGGGGGACUACAGGAGAUAUCAGGACAUAGUCGUCAUCAUAACAGUUCAAGAUCAUGUGGAAGUGAAUCCGACUUUUAUCUGAACUGGAGUGUCGAAAGAGGACAACCUAGAAGACAAGGUUCCGUUCCAUGGUCUGGUUCCUCAGGUUCCCAGUAUAAUGGAGCAGGAACAGGAAGUGGAAUUUGGAACCCUGGAACCGGAAAUGGGACCUGGAAUGGCCGGAACUGGAACGGGACAUUAGACCGGAUGUCGAUGAGCUCAGGAGAGUCCCAGUCAAGUGGAUCUAACUAUGAUCAACCUAAAACAGUUCUAAAGGUGACGACCUCCCCACAAGUAUUAAAACGAUUACCGAGCAGUAGAGGAUUUAUUCGACCUCUCUCCCCCUCCAUGUCCUCCGCCUCCUCCCUCUCACCGCCCCUCACACCUAAGUCCUUGAGGCGGGUACUCCAGCAGCAAGGAGGAGAAGGAGAUCAUCUCCGCCGUCAAAUUGCCGCCGCGCCGUGCAGCUGUGGAUCCGCCGCACCUCGGGAGGUUCCUGGAUUUGAAAACUAUGAUGUUCCAAGGAAUUUAGGAAAUCAGGAUGCUCUGCAGUUUUAUGAUACACCAAGAAACAUUAAGGAAGCUUUAGGGUCUAGCCACCAGUCUCAAAAGGAUGGAAUGGGUAAUUAUGAUAUCCCUGGUGAUCCUCUCCCUGUCUUCACUAAACCCUGCGGCUGCCUCAUGAGACUGACAACCUCCAACACUGGUGAGGUGAGGGUGGUGACCUCAACCCCCGCCGAGGUGAUGUUGAUGACCCAAGGGGAGGGUGAGGGCAGAAGAUCGAAUAAUAGUACACUGGAUAGAGAUAUGACAUGGACAUGUGCCAGAGAGGGUAGUACAGGAGAGUGUAGUGAGCUGAAGAUACCCCGGGUAAAGCUGACCGGCCAAGGAAGAAUGCCUGUGGUGGAUAUGAGUAAAAUAAAUGCAAUCAGGUGUCUAUCUGAACCUCCAUCAGAGAAGGAUCAAGCUCCUGCUGCUGGCCGGUCAUUAUCACCAAACAUAAUUUCAGGACUACCCCCUCGACACGGUGGUGGUCCAGUUUAUGCACAGAUUGAUCGUUCUAAGAAAAUAUGUCAAGGAUGUAAUCAGAAAAUUCAGCAUCGAUGUAACAAACAGGUUGGCCGCGGGGCACCGCCUCCUCCAGACCAUGCCAACUACACAAAUAUGGACUUUGCACAGUCCUUGUCCCUGUACGAAAACAGUCGAGACGUUCUCUCCAGACUAGAAAAACUACCUCAAAGUUUAACACGUGAUCAAGUUGAGACUGAGAACUAUCUCCCCAUGUAUUCCAGUUCAAAUCCAGAUUAUGAAUUAAUGAGAGCACCGGAAAAUUCGGAAAAUGCCAAGUAUCAUGAAAUGGCACCAAUUAGUGCAGGUGACAGGUCGUCUUUGUGCAGUGAUGACAGAUCGUCUUUGUACAGCUCGAACUAUGAUAUUGUAGACAGUAUGGCGCUUAUGAGUGAUACCAGAUUUGAUACCAUUAAACAUGCUCCUAAAAACUUCAUAAAAAUUGACGAUGAAACUUUUAUGUACAAACCUGAAAAGGAAAUCAGUCUACCAGAUAAUGCAGGGACAGGAAUCAGUCUACAGGAGCAAUCAUUGGAUCAGCUGGCGAUCAGCCUGCAAGGGACGAAUCUGUUCUCUGGUUACGUCACAAUACCCAGAUCUAAGGUUUCGGACAGCAUACAUAAUCUCUCUAAGUCCCAGAGCCCUGUGUUAACGAUGCGACGAUCAGCCAGUGUACCUUGUAAACGGGAUUCAACCAGUUCAGGAGGAUCAGACUCAGGGGUCUCCACAGGAUCACCCAGACAAUCAACCUUGGAUCAACUGGACUCCAUCGACCAGACUUCAGGGGGGUCCAGUCCACAGUCAGAGAUGCAAACAGAGGUUAAUUAGAGGACUAGAAACUGAUUCCUAUAAAGCCUCAACAUUUCCAUGUUUGCCAAAUCUGAAAAAAAUGCCAUGAAAGAAUUUCUAAGCAUAAAACUGUUGAUAAAGCAGCAUCCUUCAUGGGAAAUAUAACUAGAGACUGAACUGUGACAAAAUUUGCAUCAUCAAGAUAAUAUUCUGUUUAAAUUGCAAUAUAUGUGAAGCUUCUUAUCUGUGAUUGUGAAAUUAAGUUGAAUAUUUUGUUGCGCUUCAUAUUUAAUUUUCUUAUAAUUUAAAAUUCGUGUUUUUCAAAUUUAAUUCUGUUUCUCUAGACCAUUUU